AUGGCUACUACUCCGGGAAUCCUUACUGACUGGCCAUGGAAGCGCCUUGGAAGCUUUAAGAGAGACUUGUCAUCUUUCCUCAUCUUCCCUCUUCUUCUUUGGAGAGCGAUUCACAACCAAAUUUGGAUUAGUUUCUCUCGUUACCGAACAACCAAAGGCAAUAAUCGAAUCGUCGACAAGGGUCUUGAAUUCGACCAAGUUGACAGAGAGAGAAAUUGGGAUGACCAAAUAUUGUUGAGUGGAAUCAUAAUCUACUUGACAAGCCAAAUAUUGCCGGGAGGCUCAAACCUACCAAUGUGGAAGACAGAUGGCGUAAUAUUAACCAUUCUUCUCCAUGCAAGUGUCGUGGAGUUCCUUUACUAUUGGCUUCACAGAGUACUUCACCACCAUUUCCUCUACUCUCGCUAUCAUUCUCAUCACCAUUCCUCUAUUGUCACGGAGCCCAUUACCUCUGUAAUUCAUCCAUUCGCAGAGCACGUUGCGUAUUUCAUCCUCUUUGCAAUACCCUUGCUAACAACAAUAUGUACAGAAACUGCAUCAGUAGCAUCGGUUGUUGGUUACAUGACUUUUAUUGAUUUCAUGAACAAUUUGGGUCAUUGCAAUUUUGAAAUAAUUCCUAAGUGGUUCUUCUCUAUCUUCCCUCCUCUCAAAUAUCUUAUGUAUACACCCACGUUUCAUUCUUUACAUCACACUCAGUUUCGAACCAAUUAUUCUUUGUUUAUGCCACUUUAUGAUUACAUAUAUGGUACGAUGGACAAAUCUUAUAGUUGUCUAUAUGAAUCAUCACUCAAAAGAAGGAAAGAGUUGUCAGAUGUCGUACAUCUAACGCAUCUAAUAACACCGGGGUCGAUUUACCAUCUACGGCUUGGCUUUGCUGGAUUGGCUUCUAAGCCGUACGUAUCAAAAUGGUACUUACGGUUGUUCUUACCUGUGACGUUUUUGGGACAAAUGGUAUUAAGAUGGUUGUAUGGUCACUCGUUUGUUGUCGAGAGGCUUCGUUUCGGUAAGCUUAAAAUGCAAACAUGGGUUGUACCGAAAUACAAGAUUGAAUACUUACAAUGGAAAAAUUCAUCUAUCAACGACUUGAUUGACGAAGCCAUACUUAAGGCCGAGGAGGACGGGGUCAGAGUACUGAGUCUCGGUCUCUUGAAUCAGAGUAUGGAGUUAAAUGCAUAUGGCGAGCUUUAUAUUAACAAACAUCCUCAGUUAAACAUGAAGAUUGUAGAUGGUAGUAGCCUUGCGACGGCUGUAGUACUGAACAAUAUUCCAAAAGGGACAACUCAAGUUCUCUUUAGAGGAAAACUUAAUAAAGUUGCUUACGCAAUUGCUUUUGCUUUGUGCCAAAAGGGUAUCCAGAUAGCUACAUUGCAUCCCGACGAGCACGAGGAACUUAAUAAACACUUAACUGAUGCCAAAUUUGCUUGUAAUUCAGUUCUCUCAAGAUGUUGUUCUCAUAAGGUUUGGCUAGUGGGAGAUGGAGUGGCUGAUGAAGAGCAGUUAAAAGCUUCGAAAGGAACUAUAUUCAUUCCCUUUUCUCCAUUCCCACCUAAAAAAUUACGCGAAGACUGCUUCUAUCACUAUACACCCUCGAUGCUAACUCCUAAAUCUCUUGAGAAUCUCCACUCUUGUGAGAAUUGGUUGCCAAGAAGGGCGAUGAGUGCAUGGCGUAUAGCAGGAAUGGUGCAUGAUAUUUAA
This is a messenger RNA of Morus notabilis, 1695 nucleotides long. RefSeq names its product protein ECERIFERUM 1. Gene Ontology annotation, molecular function: oxidoreductase activity; iron ion binding. Gene Ontology annotation, biological process: lipid biosynthetic process. NCBI's taxonomy places the organism in Eukaryota, Viridiplantae, Streptophyta, Magnoliopsida, Rosales, Moraceae. The transcript has 10 exons. The coding region runs from base 1 to 1695 and encodes 564 amino acids. The record is from RefSeq and is a predicted model, not a curated record.